Molecule: messenger RNA, 2989 nt
Organism: Harpia harpyja (harpy eagle)
Lineage: Eukaryota; Metazoa; Chordata; Aves; Accipitriformes; Accipitridae
Product: zinc finger CCCH domain-containing protein 11A-like
Exons: 16
Coding region: 485-2947 (820 amino acids)
Molecular function (GO): metal ion binding
Source: RefSeq, a predicted model, not a curated record
ACACGUAGUUCCUGGUGCUCUGCCUUCCUUGUGAUCUGACUGUCGUAAUAAACAGGGGGGGCGUUAAGCAUCUUUAAUACUUUUGUAAGCGAUUAAAGGCACAAAGUAGAGCAGCAAGAGAGACUGCCCAAGUGAAAUACUUUGUGCUUUAUAACCCACAAGUACCCACAGGUAGGUGCAAUAAUACUCCCCUCGUGCGUUUGUUGGGGUGCAAAACAAAGUUUUGUUCCCUUCUUGGUCUUUGGUACAGGAUAAAGGCAGGUCAGCAAGCUGGAAGGUUAGGCCAGGGAGUAGGACUGUUUCUUCUUUUUCACCUACUGAUACCUUUCUUUAGGGUUACUUUGAAAAAGAAGAUUUGACUGAUCAAGCCAUCAGGAGACUUUCAGUCCAAGAAAGAGCGAAGCCAGCUCUUGCCAGGACUGGAGGAAGUCCCUGUUGAGAGCGAACCCUUAGAACCUGAGCUCGUUCUCAGACUUUGUCGAUUAUGUCUAAGCAAGGAGACGACUGCUACUUCUAUUUCUAUUCCACCUGUAACAAGGGAGACAGCUGUUCCUUCCGCCACUGUGAGGCUGCUCUGGGCAAUGAGAGAGUGUGCAGGCUGUGGCGGGAGGGUCGCUGUUUCAGGACUAGCUGCAGGUUCAGACACAUGGAAGUCGAAAAAAAACGCAGUGAGAUUCCUUGCCACUGGGAGAAUCAAGCAGUUGGCUGUCAAAAAUCCAACUGUGCGUUCCGUCACACGAAAGGACGUUAUGUCGACGGACGCUUCUUCCCGCCAAGCAAAACUACGCUUCCAAGUCCCCCUGAGUCUGCAGAAGAUGCUGUGAAAAUGGCUCAGGUGUCACUGCAGCAAAACAAACUUUCUGUCCAGUCAAAUCCCUCUCCGCAGCUGAGGGGGGUGAUGAUAGUGGAAAACUCUGAAAAGGUCCCAAGUCCUACGCAUCCUCCAGUUGUAAUCAAUGCUGCAGAUGAUGAUGAAGAUGGGUACUUUUUACUUCCUGAAGACCAGCUUUCUGAAGAAGGAGGUGAAACUAAAACAGCUGUCCAGCAACCGGCAACAGAAGCCCCUAGUGGAUCGCGGAUAAUUUCCACUAGGAAAUGCAGCGCUAAUACAAAGCAAGAGGACAAUUUAAAUUUUGGAAUAAAAACAGUUAAAGAAAUCAAAUUGAAGAAACUAAAGGAAAAAACAAAAAACCAAGGUGAAGGUCCUUCAGGAGUUUCUGUUCCUCCGCUCCAAUCUCGGGCUGUUCCUGUGCCAGAAAAGGAAAUUGUACGGACGGUAGUGAGAACUGUGACUCUGUCUACAAAGCAAGGGGAGGAGCCUGUGAUUCAACUGAACCUUGGUGAGACGAUGGGAAAACGGAAAGCCUCCAUCGCUGGUAAAAGUGUCCUUCCGCUAAAGCGCAACCUUGCUGACAGGCUGGGGAAGAAGACAGAGGUUCUGGAUAGUGCUGACAAAGCAGCAAAGAGAGGUACAGUUCAAGUCCCCAGGUCUCUGAAGGAGAGGCUAGGACUGUCCUCUGAGCAGACCAGUACAGAGACAGAUAAGAACUGGCUAUUAAAGAAGGCUGCUAAGCCAGCAGGAGAGAUCCAUGUGAAAACAGUGGAGGAAAUUCGACUUGAGAGAGCUCAUCGGAGACGAGGAGAACCUCAAGGGAAACCCCAGACUGAAGGACGUUGUAAAACAGAAGAUCCCAGCUCGGGGGCAAGACUUUCCCCUGCAGUUCGUGUGAAAACUUUCUCAGGAUCCCUGGCUGAAAAAAACCACAAGCGAUUGGAAGGAGAGAAGCGAAAACCAGAAGAGUUUCCUACCGAGACAAAAGUUGAGAGGAAACCCAAGAAGCAGAGCAUACUUGCUCCGUCUGUGCUCAGCCAAGUGCGCCCGGCAGAGCCGGCAGGUAAAGCCAAGCCAGCAGGAGAAGUGCGUGUUAAAACCUUGGAAGAAAUCAAGCGGGAGAAAGCUCUGCGGAUGCAGCAGAGUGGAGGAAAAGUGCCAGCUCCACCAGCACAACCUGAACCUGCCCCGACAGGGAGGAGGUUGUUACGGAUCACAAAGCUAAUAGCACCUGGAAGAGAAGAAAAGAAGAUAGUGGAAUUGAGCAAGCCUUUUCCCAAAGCUGUCUCUGCACCCGCAGAGAGUGCAACUAAUUCCAAAGUUCAAGUGAAGAGCCUUGAAGAGAUAAUGUGGGAGAAGCGGCAGCUGAAGCAACGCCAAGAAGAGAAGCUUCAGAAGGAAGCAGCUGCUGUGCCAUCUCCUGUUGAACAGGCAAUCAAGGAUAAAAGUCGAGCAUCAGGGAGUCCUGAAUCCAGUGUGGUUUCAGGGUCAGCUUAUCAGCUUCCAAAGAGGAUAUUGGUGAAAUCUCCGGGAGAUGGGGUUGAAAGCCCAGGAAAGGGUGCUGCCGUAUCACCAGGGAAACGGGCAGCUCAACUCCAGGAAUGGAAAGCUGAAACCAAAUGGAAGGUGUGCCUGAAGCCUUUGGAUGGGAAAGCCACCUUCCCCACAAAGCAGCCACUGAAACGUAAGGCAGCCGAGAGUCAUCCCUCUGCCGUGGCGGCUGUGAAGCCAUUGAGUGCCACUGGUGGCGACGGGAAGGAGCCUUCAGCUAAAAAAGCAGCUGCCAUUGUUCCGGCUUUGCCAGAGGACAGCCUCCUCUCCGUACGUGGGAGAGAAGAACCCCAAGCCAGUCCUGUACUGCAUCUUGGAAGCCAGGCAGACUCUGUGGCACAGUCAGAGGUCACAAGCUCAACUUCACCUUCUUCACAAGUAGCAGUAAAGAAACGCCGGUUGAGCUUCUCAGGGGCCUGGGAAGCCCCCUUCUCUGUAGAAGAUGACUUUGAGAAGUUUCUUUGGGAAAUCUCAGGAGGCAAACAGGAAGACGAAGUUGAUGUGGACCCAGAGAAUGAGGAGGAUGACUUCUUCAUGGAAAUUGGUGAACUGAUUGACGGCUGAAAAUAAAGAAAUAAAUAAAUUGCAACUGAUUAUUUUGUUGGA